GUAGUCUCCCCGUUAGCGGGCCUAUGUUUUUAAACAUUAUCAGAUACCUAAGUUAACAGGUAUCUUACGUCUUGCUUUCAUUUACCAGCCCUUUCCUACCAUUCAGAAACAAUCAGAAUUCGCGAAACUUUUUAUAUUGAGUUGUUGAGUUGUUGAGAUGUCGAAAUUUAUCGAACGAUCCCUGGCCUGGCUUCUCUACACCCGUCGUGGCCACGACGCCGGCCUACUCCAUAAAUCAGCCCCCUUCGCCCUGCAUCACACCCCAACAAUAGAGGUGGAAUGUUCCAUCGGACCCUCAGGAUCCCCCAUCCCAUCCAAAUUCAGCUCAUUUGAAGAAGGCCAUUUCCCGACGCUAUCUUGGACGCCGCAGCAGAAUGCCGCUGAGUAUCUUCUCAUUCUCGAAGAUCCCGAUGCGCCUCUCGCGGAACCCGUGGUUCACGGACUCUACUACGGCAUUCCCGCCAGCAAGACCAGUCUUUGCCACGACGACUUUUGUCCCGUUGGUAAUACGGGAGAAUGCAACCUUCGUGGGGGGUUUCAAGUAUGGACUCAAUCGGCGGAAGGUUGUUUACAUGCCCCCUAGAGGGUUUCUAGGUCAUGGACCUCAUCGGUACUU
This is a messenger RNA of Paecilomyces variotii, 616 nucleotides long. RefSeq lists its product as hypothetical. NCBI's taxonomy places the organism in Eukaryota, Fungi, Ascomycota, Eurotiomycetes, Eurotiales, Thermoascaceae. The transcript has a single exon. The record is from RefSeq and is a predicted model, not a curated record. Bases 158 to 583 code for a protein of 141 amino acids.